CAAAGGUAAUGCUAACGGCUGCGAGGUCUUCUGAAAAUUCUGGCGAGAGCUGCGCUUGCACUAUUUUGUGCACUGCAAAGAAGAGCAUGCAGCACAUUGUGGUGACCGUGGCCAUGAUUUGCAUCGUGGCGGUAAACGGAGGCCGCAGGUGUGGCAAUAAAGAAGUUUGCGGGCCUGCACAAUGUGGACCCUUAGAAAGGCCUGUGCACGGGAGUCCUCGGCGCGACCGCUUCUGCCGACCCUUGUUCACUCCCCCUUGGGAGCUGUGGAAACUGCGAAGCUGUGUUUGCAAGCGACGCUACUUACGCAAUUCAUGGGGCGAGUGCGUCCCCAGACUAAAGUGUAUACCUUGCAAGUUCAAAUGGCAGAGAGAUUAUCGCGCGUGUGCACCAGGAUGUCCAGCAACCUGCAACAAGCCAUUUAGGACAUCGUGCAACGUACCGUGUACUGCCGGAUGUGUCUGUCCUCCAGGUUGGGUUGUGCACCCUAGAAACCCAAGGAGGUGUAUGAAGGCCUACAAAUGUCUCCCGAGAUGCCCAUCCAAUUCAAGCUACCAGGCCUGCGUUUCCACAUGCCUGCCCAAAUGCGGUAGAAAACCACCGAAGAAGUGCCGUGUUAAUUGCGAAAGAGGAGCCUGUAUAUGCAAGAAGGGCUACCUUGAACUCGAGCGAAAUGGAAGAAAGACUUGCGUGCUCCAGGCAGUGUGUUCCUGGAAUACUCGCACGACGCAACUGUUUAAGCCUAACGCGACCGAGUACACUGGCAGCAGGCAGGGAUCCCGUACAACCAUUAAUGAGCCAAACAGUGUCUCACCACAGCCAGAACCUGCGGCCCACGGUUCCACAGUUGCCAUGGUACCCACAAAUGUUAUGCCCACACACCUGCAGGGUACUUCAUUAAGCGUUAAUGCAGGUCACACAACAGUUACUACGAGCGAAGGCGCAGGAUCUAUGGUAUCAGAUGGAGGCCGAACAGGCAGCGCAGGAGCCGAUACUCGUGUUCGGCACUCAUUAGGUACAGCAGGAAUCAUUCCUGAAGGUACAUCAAGAAACACUAGGAUUGCAGUCACAGGUGGCUCUUCAGGGUUUGGCGAGGUGAUUAUUGGGCCACCUUCAACCAGUACACUGCACCAAAGUCACUCAACAACAGCUGGGAAUGUAACUGUAGCCCAUGGAACACAUGCUCAUGUUGGUAGCUCAGCGAGCCCUGGGUUUACAGUCACAAGUAGUCCCUCAGGUCCACAUGGGGCAGUAGGAGUCGGCGAGGCUACUUUCGGGGCACCCUCAAAUGACACACUGCUUCGAGGAUCAGCAAGUAUAGCCGGCGAUGUUGUUGAAUCUGCUAGAGGAAAUAUUCAUGUUAGCUCCAGCAACACUGCUUUGGCACUCACGAAUGGUUCCUCAGGAGUCGUUGAGACAAAUGUCGGGGCAUCCUCUACAGGUUUACUGCGCCCAGGCGCCACUAGAGGGAGCAUUCAUACUGGUAGGUUAGGCAGCACAGGGGCUGCAGUCACAAAUGGUUCUGCAAGAGUCAGCGGGGUUAGUCUCGGGGCACCUGCAACUGGCACACCACGCCAAGGUUCAGCAAAUAUAGCCGGCCGUGUCACUGAAUCUGCUGUAGGAAACAUUCAUGUUAGUAGCACAGGCAACACUGGGGUAACUGUCACAAGUGUUUCCUUAGGAGGCGACGAGGCUACUGUAGGGGCACACUCAGUGAAUGCACUGCGACGAGGCCCUGGAGUAACAGCAGGAAAUGUCACUGAAUCUGAAACUUUAAGGACUCACACAUCUGUUAAUGCAGAUGUUCCCACGGGCACUACCCAGCCAGGUGCUCGACAUUUUACGAAUGUUGUGCUAACAGGUCUGGAAGCCACUUCUUCAGGUGGUUAUCCAGGUCUUACCAUGGCUAACCCAAGCGAACGCACCCAUCCUGUAAUAUUAGGUGCAGGCCGUACAAGUAGAAGAGGCGGAGCAGGAGUCGGGACUAGGAUUAUACUCUCGACAGGUGCCGGAAGAAAUGUUCCUGUGGGCACCCCAAGGAGCACAGGGAUUGCAGGCAUAAACGGUUCCAUAGGAGUCAGUGAGGCUAGAGUUGGAGCAUCUACAAAUGACACACUGCACCCUGGCUCACUAGAUAUAGGCCGGAGUGUCGUUCAAUCUGGAAGAGUUAGUAGGCGCCGAGCUGGUAGUGCAGACCUCUCUGUUAGUACAGACGCGAACUCAAAUGGCGCCUUCUCAAAUGGCGGGGCGACACUUAUGGGCACGCCUUCCGGUAUUGGUGGCCCAGUUGCCGUGGUGCCGCUACCAGCUGCCGUAGUGCCAAGCCUGACUGAUUCCAGACGCAGCACUAAUGAUUUAGGGCCACAUUUCAGUUCAGGGCGAACAAACUUUACAGCGACAGAAGCGCCCAGAGAGGGUUCGCUGUCAAGUGGUACUAUGGCACAUGGUGGGUCUGCCGCCACAGUAGGAACAUAUGGUGCCGUACGGCCUGUUACAGCAUCAAGCGGCACUACAGGCAUUGUUCCUGAAGCAACUGCUUCAAUGGUGAGUAGAGGAAGUCCUACCUCUGGUACUAUAACCCUGUCUCCCACCACACUGUCUCAUGUUACUGAAGACCAUAACAGGAUGAGUAUGGGAGUACCCACCGGAAGUCUGAGCAGCGGUGCUGCUACAGUAAUAGGCAGCAGUGCCACAGUAUACAAUCCAAGAAAUAUCUACCCCCCUGUGUCCGCAACCCCACUUUUACAUGAGACCCGAACAAAUGGUGCAGGUUCCUUAGGAAAUGUGCCCCCAAGUAUUUCUGCGUCAACAAGGCGUGAGGCACCUUUAGAUACACAUACUUCCUACCUGUUGGAUACAGGAGGAAGAAGUGCUAUCGUCUCCGGCACACCUUCUGGCGCAACGCAUCUCUCACAUGCCACAGGAACGAGGACGGAAGGCUCCCCUGCAAUUGUUUCGGAAAACGCUUCACAGCCUUCAAAUGGGGAAGCUACAUUACUAUCAUUGUUAUCUGCCGCGUUACGAGUUGGUCCAGAAAGUGGAAGGGGCGUUGUAACUACACAGAGUAAUCCAGAGCAGGCCUCGCCCACUACUGCAACUGGGGUAAUCCCCGUUUCAACAGUUGUACCAAGUGUUACUGAGUCUGCAGGCGCAAUCUCAAGCAUAGGUAGCCUCGCCGCAGGGGGUGUAAGUACAGGCGAAGGUGGCGCAGUGAUGAAUGCCAGAACUAUGCCGGCAACUGGUGCCGCAAGCUCUCUAUCGGAUCUAACUGAAGGCACGGAAGGUACCCCGACACGAGCUGCCGGAAGCAUUUCUGGGUCCAUCGGGGGUGCUGCUAUCGGGAAUACAAUUCCAUCUGCUCAUGUAGAAGCAGGUGGACUUGGAAAUAUAUUGAGUUUACUACAUACCUCCCCGAGUACUGCUGCAGGGCCUUUCUCAGGAGGCGCUAAUACAAGAGAAGCCCAUUAUAUUUAUUCAGGUAGUCCAAGCGAUACUUUGCCCGUUGGCGCCGCUGCUAUAUUAAGUGCACUCACUGCCUCAGGAACGAACAGCCCGACAGGAAUUUCACUUGGCCCUCGAGGGACGAGCACAGACAUAGCAACACAACCUUUCACGGGCGAUAAUGAAGCAAGAGCUUCAGCUCCCUCCCUUUCUUGAUAAUUUUAGGCCAUCCUAGAGUUACUCUGGGCACACUGAUAAAAAAACAACUAGCGAAGCCCUUCAGAUUGUGCCAUCGGACAUGGUGUUGGAACACCCUGAAAUGUCCUAAGCACAGAAAAAUAAAUUGUGUUAUUUCGUAAAUACCCCAUUAGUUCGUUUAAUUCGCGCUACUGUUUUUAAAUUGCGCGUAAUACCAAUGCCGCGCAAUGUCAUUCUUCCAGACGAAUUAUUUUAUUAAUAAUAACGUACAGGAAAUUUGCGCCACAGAAACAAGACAUGUACAUACACAUAUAUAUGGACAUACGCUUGACUCAACCGCGUCCAACUGGGGCGCAGUUUUUCAGAGUGAACCUCGUCCCAGUUCGCCCAAUCGUCACUUACUCUUGACAAUAAACGUUUGUUGACGUU
Messenger RNA from Rhipicephalus sanguineus (brown dog tick), 4067 nucleotides. RefSeq names its product mucin-5AC-like. NCBI's taxonomy places the organism in Eukaryota, Metazoa, Arthropoda, Arachnida, Ixodida, Ixodidae. The transcript is spliced from 3 exons. The coding region runs from base 9 to 3656 and encodes 1215 amino acids. The record is from RefSeq and is a predicted model, not a curated record.